AUGGGGGCGGGCGCGGGGAUGGGUGGGCGGGGCGGGGGCGGGGCCACGGGCACGUGCGCGUCGUGGUGUUUAGGAGCGCGGCUGCGUGCGGCGGCGGCGGGCGCGGGGAUGGGUGGGCGGGGGCGGGGGCGGGGCCACGGGCACGUGCGCGUCGUGGUGUUUAGGAGCGCGGCUGCGUGCGGCGGCGGCGGGCGCGGGGAUGGGUGGGCGGGGGCGGGGGCGGGGCCACGGUCACUUGCGCGGCGGCCAGCUCCUGCGCGGGGGGCCCGGCCUCGGCCAGGCGGUCGCGCGCCUCCACGAAGAACAUCACGUCGCGCAACUGCUCCUUCAGCUCCCUCACCUGCAAGGGAUUCACGCACACAUAAGAGAGAAACAUUCACAAAAGCAACAUCUGUUUUUCAUAGAUUUCGAGACGCCAGUGAGGCGUAAAUUAUAACUUAUAUUAGCCCCGUAUUAUAUAGUUACUCGAAAGAGAAAGGAAAGUAUUUUCGGAGUCUAUUUCGAUGCAAACAAACGAACAUACAAACAACCAACUUUUCUUCUUUAUAAUAUAAGUGUAGACAUACGAUGAGUAUACGUAAACUGUAUAUUACCUGGUGCAUGAGUUCCUGCUCCUGGCUGCUGGCGGUGUGCUGCCACUCCUGGUGCGAGCGCGCCAACGCGGCCGCCAGUCCGCGCUCCUCGGCCAACUCGCCCUGCAGCGCGCCCACUCUACACACACGUCCACCAUUACAUAUACGGCCAGCUCGCCCUGCAGCGCGCCCACUCUACACACACGUCCACCAUUACAUAUACGGCCAGCUCGCCCUGCAGCGCGCCCACUCUACACACACGUCCACCAUUACAUAUACGGCCAGCUCGCCCUGCAGCGCGCCCACUCUACACACACGUCCACCAUUACAUAUACGGCCAGCUCGCCCUGCAGCGCGCCCACUCUACACACACGUCCACCAUUACAUAUACGGCCAGCUCGCCCUGCAGCGCGCCCACUCUACACACACGUCCACCAUUACAUAUACGGCCAGCUCGCCCUGCAGCGCGCCCACUCUACACACACGUCCACCAUUACAUAUACGGCCAGCUCGCCCUGCAGCGCGCCCACUCUACACACACGUCCACCAUUACAUAUACGGCCAGCUCGCCCUGCAGCGCGCCCACUCUACACACACGUCCACCAUUACAUAUACGGCCAGCUCGCCCUGCAGCGCGCCCACUCUACACACACGUCCACCAUUACAUAUACGGCCAGCUCGCCCUGCAGCGCGCCCACUCUACACACACGUCCACCAUUACAUAUACGGCCAGCUCGCCCUGCAGCGCGCCCACUCUACACACACGUCCACCAUUACAUAUACGGCCAGCUCGCCCUGCAGCGCGCCCACUCUACACACACGUCCACCAUUACAUAUACGGCCAGCUCGCCCUGCAGCGCGCCCACUCUACACACACGUCCACCAUUACAUAUACGGCCAGUUCGCCCUGCAGCGCGCCCACUCUACACACACGUCCACCAUUACAUAUACGGCCAGCUCGCCCUGCAGCGCGCCCACUCUACACACACGUCCACCAUUACAUAUACGGCCAGCUCGCCCUGCAGCGCGCCCACUCUACACACACGUCCACCAUUACAUAUACGGCCAGCUCGCCCUGCAGCGCGCCCACUCUACACACACGUCCACCAUUACAUAUACGGCCAGCUCGCCCUGCAGCGCGCCCACUCUACACACACGUCCACCAUUACAUAUACGGCCAGCUCGCCCUGCAGCGCGCCCACUCUACACACACGUCCACCAUUACAUAUACGGCCAGCUCGCCCUGCAGCGCGCCCACUCUACACACACGUCCACCAUUACAUAUACGGCCAACUCGCCCUGCAGCGCGCCCACUCUACACACACGUCCACCAUUACAUAUACGGCCAGUUCGCCCUGCAGCGCGCCCACUCUACACACACGUCCACCAUUACAUAUACGGCCAGCUCGCCCUGCAGCGCGCCCACUCUACACACACGUCCACCAUUACAUAUACGGCCAGCUCGCCCUGCAGCGCGCCCACUCUACACACACGUCCACCAUUACAUAUACGGCCAGUUCGCCCUGCAGCGCGCCCACUCUACACACACGUCCACACACAACACACAUGUACACUAUAA
Molecule: messenger RNA, 2151 nt
Organism: Diatraea saccharalis (sugarcane borer)
Lineage: Eukaryota; Metazoa; Arthropoda; Insecta; Lepidoptera; Crambidae
Source: the annotation of a GenBank genome assembly